AUGCAAAGACCGAGCAGCCAAGGGACGGCAUUUUCUAUCGACUCUCUGAUUGGAACUCCACAGCCUCGACCGGGGCACCUGCUCUACACGGGUUACCCCAUGUUCAUGCCAUAUCGACCGCUCAUGAUUCCUCAAGCCUUGUCUCACUCACCUUUAUCGUCCAGUAUUCCACCUUUGGCACCAUUAGCAUCAUUUGCAGGCCGACUGACAAAUACUUUCUGUGCGAGUUUGGGACAAGGAAUGCCUUCCAUGGUGGCUCUCACAACAACGCUUCCCAGCUUCUCGGACCCACCCGAUAGCUUCUACUCGCCACAGGAGAUGCCUGGACCUCGAAUAAGUGCCGACCCGGUGAUUAGGCGCCAGGAAAGCCCACAUGGCGAUGAUCUACAUGUAAAGGACAAAGAUACCGAGUUGCUUAACUUCACAGAAACUUUUCAGACAGUUACCGGUGAAACCAAACUGUAUAGUUCCGAUGACGAGAAACUGGAUCUCAAAUCAGCGGAUGCCGCUUGCAGUGACAGAGAGGAUAGCUCCGCAGACAGUGAAAACGAGAGUUUCUCGGACGGAAACACUUGUGGUUCGUUAUCACAAAAGAGCAAACUAAAACCGGGUUCACAAGACCCACUUCCAGCAGGCAGUUCUGCUGGAAAGAGUCGAAGAAGACGAACUGCCUUCACCAGCGAACAGUUACUUGAGCUGGAGAAGGAGUUCCACUGUAAAAAGUAUCUUUCACUUACUGAGCGCUCGCAAAUAGCACACGCACUUAAAUUGAGUGAAGUUCAAGUUAAGAUUUGGUUCCAGAACCGCAGGGCUAAAUGGAAACGGAUCAAAGCGGGAAACGUCAACAACAGAUCUGGGGAACCCGUGAGGAAUCCAAAGAUUGUCGUCCCUAUUCCGGUGCACGUCAACAGGUUUGCUGUGAGGAGUCAGCAUCAACAGAUAGAGCAAGGAACUAGGCCAUAA
This is a messenger RNA of Chanos chanos (milkfish), 963 nucleotides long. RefSeq names its product gastrulation brain homeobox 1 (gene gbx1). The coding region runs from base 1 to 963 and encodes 320 amino acids. The transcript has 2 exons. Gene Ontology annotation, cellular component: nucleus. Gene Ontology annotation, molecular function: RNA polymerase II transcription regulatory region sequence-specific DNA binding; DNA-binding transcription factor activity, RNA polymerase II-specific. The record is from RefSeq and is a predicted model, not a curated record. NCBI's taxonomy places the organism in Eukaryota, Metazoa, Chordata, Actinopteri, Gonorynchiformes, Chanidae. Gene Ontology annotation, biological process: regulation of transcription by RNA polymerase II; regulation of nervous system development.